CAGGCACGCAUGUGGGCGGGGCCUCGACCUUGGGUCCCGCCCAGCCACGGUAUGCUUCCUCUUCCGACGAGAGGCGGGGCCCCGGCGUCCGCGGGAAACCCAGGCUGGUGGUUCUUUGCUGGGGGCAGCUGCGGGAAUGGCAAGCUUGGGGAGCUUGGUCCUGCGGCCUUGGAUUCGAGAGCUGGUCCUGGGGUCAGAUGAACUCUCAAGUCCGCAGGCGGGGCAGCUGCUCGAGGUGCUGCAGGAGGCCGAAGCCCCCGGCCCGUCCCGCGCCCCUGACCCGUCUGAAGUCGCGGCCGCGCUGCUUGUGUCUGACGGGACCCACAGUGUCCGGUGCCUAGUGACGCGGGAGGCCCUGAACGCCUCGGACUGGGAGGAGAAGGAGUUCGGCUUCCGAGGGGCAGAAGGCCGGCUGCUGCUGCUGCAGGAUUGUGGGGUCCGCGUCCAAGUCGCCGAAGGCGGCGCGCCCGCUGAGUUCUACCUCCAGGUGGACCGCUUCAGCCUGCUGCCCACAGAGCAGCCCCGGGAACGGGUGAUUGGUUGCAACCAGGACCCGGAUGUGCAGAAAAAGCUCUUUGACUGUCUGGAGGAGCACCUUUCAGAGUCCAUCUCCCCCAGUGCAGGCCUUUCACUGUCCCAACUUCUGGAUGAGGUGCAGGAGGACCAGGAGCAUCGGGGGGCGCUAGUGCGCCUGGCUGAGAGCUGUCUGAUGCUGGCAGGCCCUUGCACAGCACCCCCCCUCACCCGCUGGGCCUCCUCCCGCCUUAGGGCCACGGGAGAAGCUGUGUACACAGUCCCCAGCUCAUGGCUGCACAUCUCUGAGAAUGACCAGCGAGUUCUGAGCUCUCUGGGCGCAGGGCAGAGGGCACAGGGCCCUGAGCUGCCCCCACCAGACCCAGCUGUGCAGGACCUAUCGCUGACCCUCCUCUCUCCUUCCUCACCUACUUCCUCAGGAACCCCAGCUUUAUCCAGCCACAUGUCCUCAGAGGAGAGCGGUGCCAGCAUCAGCCUUCUGCCUGUCCUGUCCUUGGCUACUUCAGACCCAGUGCAGAAGGGCAGCUCCCAGGCUGUACCAGCCAUCUGUUCAGCCCCUGGCCCCCGGCCCCCCAGCUCCCCACACCCUAGUCAUGUACCCAGUUCCCCACUCCUGAGCUGCACCCCAAGUCUGUCACCCCUGGGCCAUGUACCCAGUCCACAUCAGGCCGUUGUGACCAGGGCCCAGAAACCUAGCCUGGAGUUCAAGGAGCUAGGGUUGCCCCCCAAGAAAUGGCAGCACUCUGCAAGGACAAAAACGAGCACAGGAGCCCUGGAGUCCAGCCCUGUUUGGGACCCUCCAAAGAGGCAUCGUGAUGGUUCUGCCUUCCAAUAUGAGUAUGAGCCACCCUGCACCUCCCUCUGUGCCCAGGUCCAAGCUGUCAGGCUCCCUCCCCAGCUCGUGGCCUGGGCCUUGCACUUUCUGAUGGAACCACAGCCGGAUUCUGAGCUAACCCAGGUGUGAGGGAGCAUGGGGGAGGAUGUAUGCACACAGAUCCAUGCCUGGGAUAGACAAACAGUGCUCCACACUCUGCUCCUUUGAGUUUUUUAA
Molecule: messenger RNA, 1585 nt
Organism: Neomonachus schauinslandi (Hawaiian monk seal)
Lineage: Eukaryota; Metazoa; Chordata; Mammalia; Carnivora; Phocidae
Gene: ACD
Product: ACD shelterin complex subunit and telomerase recruitment factor
Exons: 12
Coding region: 137-1498 (453 amino acids)
Biological process (GO): telomere maintenance via telomerase; telomere capping
Cellular component (GO): chromosome, telomeric region; telomerase holoenzyme complex; shelterin complex
Molecular function (GO): telomeric repeat DNA binding
Source: RefSeq, a predicted model, not a curated record